Pomacea canaliculata is the source of this 3507-nucleotide messenger RNA. RefSeq lists its product as uncharacterized. Gene Ontology annotation, molecular function: RNA binding. The transcript is spliced from 8 exons. The record is from RefSeq and is a predicted model, not a curated record. The coding region runs from base 218 to 2533 and encodes 771 amino acids. NCBI's taxonomy places the organism in Eukaryota, Metazoa, Mollusca, Gastropoda, Architaenioglossa, Ampullariidae.
UCCAGAGUGUUAGACUAAUGGCGGACAUGUCUCGUAUGCAACGACACCGAAACAUCGAUUAUUUUCUCGAUGCCUUUCGUGCAUAAAAAGUAAUGAUAGGUACAUAGCUGCAGUUUGUGCUGUACGAUGCGUUAUGUUUGUUUCCUAAGGUUAUUUAUUUGCGUGGUAAACUGGCAUUUUUUCCGAUAACAGUGACGGUUUUUUUCUGUCACCCUUGAUGAUAACAUCAGACUGGAGACCUACUCGAUCACCUGCAGCCAUGUCUGAUCAUCAACCUUCCAGUACUCCACAGAGGGGAAAGAAGAAAGGGCGUGAUAACGAUAAGAAAUUCCCAGGUUAUCGGCCCGGAGGAACUCGUGGUGAACUUUUCCUGCACGCUGUGACGGACGACGAAGCUGCCUCCCUUACUAGUACAGGAGAUGAGAGUCCAUUAAAAAAGAUAAAAGAAACUUCAGGGGCAGAUAUAGAAUUUGAUCCAGCCUCGUCAUCAAUACAAGACAGAAAGAUUUUGAUAAUUCGUGGUACUCGUAUCCAGAUAGUGGAAGCAGUCAAACUUAUCAAUGAGAGAACAGGAAAUCAGAAACCUAUCGCGGAAAACGCCCAGGAAUUCUGGCUACGAUGGGUCCAGGACGCCUUUCCUAAUCUUGACUCCAGCUCGUACUUCGUGCCUCCAGUUCACCUGAACCACGUACCAAUGACCAGCAAGGCGAUUGGUUGUCGUAAUGUUCAGGUACUUGGUGCACAGUCUGGUCAGACCUCUAAUUCUCAGGCCAGUGACGCCAGACAUGAUGCAGCAAGGCAGCAAGUCCUCUUUUGUCUUCAGAAAAUGGCGAAUCAAAAUGGAGAAAUUCUUUUUGGAAUAAGUCAGCUUAAAUUUGGCCAGUACCUGAGGGAACCAUGUUAUGCUGCUGCCGCUGCCCAUCUACCUUUAUCUGCCAACUUGCCUCCCAAACUACCUCCCAACUGGAAACAGGGCGACUUUGAUAUUCUUCUUAUUCACCAACUCUACGGCUUUGUAGUCUGUAAGGUGAAGUCGUGGGGUGGCAAUGUCAAAGAGCUCAGCAUGUCUCAGCAGGAUUUAGACAAGAACAUGAAGAAAAAACUCAAAGAGGCCGCAUCAUACCUGAACAAGGCAAAAGCAAUGUUGUCACAUCUGGUGUCCGACAUUGCACCCGAUCUGCGUAUCACCAAAGCUAUUGUUGUUCCUAACAUAACUUCUCGGCAGAUACAGACAGCUGUCGAUGGUGACCCCAACUUGCGUCAGGAAUUGUGUGAUUGCUUAGAAAUCACACAAAGUACAGAAAUCCCUGGUCUCUGUCUGCGCUCUGAUCAAUUGUCUGACGCAAGGACACCAUGGGACGUGAGUAGCGAUGUGUUAAGGGAAUUUGAGAACUGGUGGAAGCGACUUGUGGCUGGCUGUGGGCCUGACAGUCAAAUGACUCCAGUAUUAUACAGGAAACUAGUUGCCAGAUUUUGUGGUCCGGCGACAACAGUGACCGUGCCAUGCGUAUCUGCUCCUCGCCUGUGUGUCAAGACCCUGAGUCAGGCCGUGUCGUGGACAGGAGAGUGUUAUGCCGCUCACUUAACACUGUUCCCGGAGCAAGUUGACCUGCUUGAAUCUGAUCUUCUCAACGUCUUUUUGACCGGACCACCUGGCACAGGUAAAACCGUGGUGUUGCAGUUGAAAGGUGCACAAUGGCUGGAAAGUGGUAACGACGUUCACAUUGUCAGCACUUGGGCCUUUAGCCGCGCACCAUCACACAUGCUGCAUCACGUGAUACAGUCAGACAUAAACACAGAACAGUCAACAACGAGAGUGUCCAAGCUUCACUUCCUGGAGUAUGAUCUGGACGGGGGGAAAGAAGUGGAGAAGGCCGUCAAUGAGUUGUCGCAGAUGGCGAAGGAAGGGUCCUUGUAUGUAAUCGCUGAUGAAGCAGGACCAUACAGACCCCUUCGCUCUCCGCCGGCUGUCGUCAGGGAAGUAGAGCGGGACACGGAAAUCGCUAGGCAUCAUGAUGUUCUUCCGUACAGUCGUAGCCACUUCCCCGCUUUCCCCGCUUUCACCGAUGGCCCGCUUGUGAAGAGGCUGUAUCAUAAAGAUCACUCCAAGAAGCACAUCUCUGACUGUGUAACUUGCGGGCAAAACAUCGCCAGUUUCCUGCUUAAAAGUCUGCGUGUAACAGCGAAGACGGCCAACGUCAACAUAAGUCAAGGGGAAACUGCCACAAUCCCGCCUCUGUGUUUCAAAGACGUCCUGGUGCUGUACUGGAAACCAGUUACUGAGGACUCAGGGAUUGUUGCAGGACUGAGAGAAAAUAAUAUUCCAGUGCGGGUGAUGACGGAUGAUGACAUCGAGGACCUGGCUAAAGCUCGGAGUGACGUGGUUUGGGUGGCGAAUGGCUAUUGUGUAAGAGGGCUGGAGAGGAAGGUUAUCGUGUGUCUGGAUGUUCUUGAUGUUUACGUCCCUCUUCGCUCCAUGUCCAGAUGCUCGUCACAGUUGGUGAUCAUUUCCGACAGCGAGCAACAAAACUAACUAACCGCACACCUGUUAGUUGAUCACCCGUCUGGGAAUCAAAAAUCUACAUAUUUAAUAUAGUUCUGCUUUCUUUUAUGAAAAUAUAAGUGUUAAUAUAAAGAAGUAUUUAUAUAAACAAGACAUUAAGAAUAUGGUCUGUUCUGAAAGAUAGAGACGAAAAUAUCCCUCACGUUACUAUUGUUUCAAGAAUUUUGUUGAUAUAUGAUCUGAUCAAAAGAGUGAGUAUUCUUUAUAUCAAUUUAUAGUCAAGCAUGUGAUCUUGCAAACAUACGAUCUAGAACGUUCGGCAUUAAACAACUUAAUUUUAUUACACAAGCAUUACAUUAAUAUUGAGCUUUGUCUUAUAGCUCAGUAGAUGUACCGUAAGUUGUAUGUUGACCCCACUGACUUUAGUUCCAUUUCUGUAUAUAGAGAUUGCAGUUGUACUUCACUUUUACUAUUUUACUGUCCUAAAGAUCUUAAAAAUCAUUCUUAUUUUGAAGAGGGCAGUGCAAUGUAUGCACCCUUAGUCAUGACGACUAUGAUAAAGAUGUUAUUUUACACGUUUUAAGCAUUUAUGGCUCUGAAAAACAUAUCAGCUUUAACACCCACGGCACAAGCAUGUGACAGAAGAAAGAUCAAAGAUUAUAUACCUUGUCAAGCAGCUACACGCUUUAAGAGCAGCUCACAGUAUACCGGCUGAAACCGUCCUUCUGUCCAUUAUCAUCACCUGGUUAAAAGGGAUGGUAAAAGCCAAGCAAAGAUAUCCCAAGAUGUUGCCAAAUUGUGGACUUCGUAGAAAGAAAAGCACGCGAAACCAUUCAGAACCACAAAUGAAGGACUUCUUUUACUGUUGCUACUGUCUAGAAGACAGCUUGCGUGUGAUUUCUCAACGAGAAAACUGCAAAAGUAUUUGUUCAAUGAGCAAUGAUCAAAUGGAAUUUUUUUGUGAAAUAACUAUUAUCUUUUUUCUGUAAAACAUAUAUUUUUGA